GCGAUGACGUCACUAUCACGCGACUGACAAAUAGCCGCAUUGUUUUGGGAAUCACCGUGCGCGUUAUCGAAAAAGUAACAUUGUUAUGUGUACAUACUUACACAUUUACAGUAGUUUUGUUUGAGCUCCUGAUAGAUGUCAUCUGGAGAUGAAACACGAAAGUUGCAGCACCAGAAGAUGUCAAGUGACUUGGACACUCUGCAACUGCCUAUCAGUGGGCACAGGGAGAAGCUGAUUAAUGCUGUUAAGAAGUACCCUAUCCUCAUUGUUACUGGAGAAACUGGAAGUGGAAAAACAACACAGCUGCCCCAGUACUUGCACCAAGCAGGUUUUGCCAAGCAUGGCAUUAUUGGUGUAACUCAGCCACGCCGUGUUGCAGCCAUUACUGUUGCUCAAAGAGUGUCAGAGGAGAUGAACUGUCAGCUGGGAAGGGGUGUGGGUUACCAGGUGCGGUUUGAUGAUUGUACCUCAGAGGAUACUGUCAUUAAGUAUAUGACUGAUGGAUGCCUGAUGAGGGAAAUUCUUGCUGACUCCAAACUUAGUCGUUACAGUGUUGUCAUCCUGGAUGAAGCUCAUGAGAGAAGCCUGAACACAGAUAUUCUCUUUGGUUUACUAAAGCAAUUCUUUCACCGAAAGUGCCAUGGAAAGAGAAAAGCCACGUUGAAGGUAGUUGUGAUGUCAGCCACGCUGGAGGAGAAGAAACUUUCAGAAUUCUUUGAUAGUUGCCCUGUCUAUGUCAUUCCAGGAAGAACUUACCCUGUUUCAACAGUCUUCUGUAAUCUCAUUGGUCCAGAAGACAAAGAAAGCUCAGCAUAUGUGAAAGAUGUUGUCAAGGUUGUGAUUGACUUGCACACUAAUGAACCUGCUGGAGACAUCCUUGUGUUUCUUACUGGUCAAAUUGAAAUAGAGAAAGCUUGUGACCUCCUGUAUCAGAAGGCUGAAGCCAUCGACUAUAACUAUGAUAUGCAAGAUCGAUCCUUGGAAGGCCUACUCAUAUUACCUCUGUAUGGAUCUAUGCCAACUGAACAGCAAAGAAAAAUAUUCCAACCUGCGCCACCUGGUUUAAGAAAAUGUGUAGUUGCUACCAACAUUGCAGCUACAUCUUUAACAGUAAAUGGAAUUAGAUAUGUUGUUGAUAGUGGGUUUGUGAAACAACUAAGCUACAACUCAAGAGUUUCAAUGCAUAUUCUGGAGGUGGUUCCCAUUUCAAAAAGCGAGGCCCUGCAGCGAGCAGGAAGAGCAGGCAGAACAUCAUCUGGAAAAUGCUUCUGCAUCUAUAGUAAGGAGUUUUGGAAAAAGUGCAUGCCGGAGUUCACUGUUCCAGAAAUAAGGAGAACCAGUUUGACAUCUGUAAUCCUCACUCUGAAAUGCCUAGAAAUUCAUGAUGUCAUCAGGUUCCCUUAUGUGGACAAGCCAGAAGAGAGAUUCAUUUUGGAAGCCCUUAAACAGCUGUAUCAAUGUGAUGCUAUAGAUAGGAGAGGUCAAGUUACAACUUUAGGAAAGCUGAUGAUUGAAUUCCCUUUGCCCCCUUCUUUAACUCGGGCACUAAUUAAGGCAGCGUCAUUUGGCCAUGAAAGCAUUCUCUUACCUUUAGCUGCCAUGUUAUCUGUGGAGAAUGUUUUUAUUCGCCCAGGUCAUCCAGACAAGCAACAGGCAGCAAUUCUGAAGCAUCAGGAAUUGGCAACGAAGGUGGGAAGUUCAAAUGACUUUGCUACACUGCUGCACAUUUUUGAGGAGUGCAAAGCCAGUGUUUCACCUUCUUCUUGGUGCCGAGACUACUUCAUUCACUGGCGUGCCUUGAAGUCAGCUUUUAGUGUUGAGACACAACUUCAAGACAUCCUCACACGACUUAAGAAUAAUAAAGAUUUCCCAGUUGAGCAGUUUUCUGGUUCCAGAAGUGAACUGCUGCGAAGGUGCUUGUGCUCAGGAUACUUCAUGAAUGUUGCCAGAAGAUCUGCCGGCAAGGUCUUCUGCACAAUGGAUGGCCAUGGAUCAGUGGUUCACAUUCAUCCAUCAUCUACACUGUUUGAGCAGGAAUUCCAGCUGGACUGGAUUAUCUUUCAUGAGGUGAUAGUGACCUCCAAAGUUUAUGUACGCAUUGUGUGCCCUAUCCGCUAUGAAUGGGUCAAGGACUUACUGCCUAAGCUGCAUGAGAUUGAUGUUUAUGACCUGAGUAAUGUAGCCAGGCAUGAAAUGGCAGAAGAAGAGGUGGUGAAAUUGGAAAUUCCAGAAAGGAAAGAUUCAGCUGAUUCACAGGAGGGAGCCUGGGGGAAACUGCAGAAAAGGAAUGAUGACAGAUCUAUAAUGGAUGCUCGGGAACGUUAUCUCCAGAGAAGAGGCAUCAGGAAAAAGGGCAGUGAAACUGCAAAUCAAGAACCUUGAAAUAAAUCUUCAGAUGAAGCUGUUUUUAUUUCUUUUUUAUGAAUACAUAGUGUGUAUAUAUAUAUAUAUAUAUUCCUUUUAAGAGCUUUCUGUAUAUAGAGUACAUUGUGCAUAUGACAGUGUACACAUUUUUAUACCCCUUUCCAAAGUUUUAUCAAACCUUUAGUAAAGUGAAUUCAUUUUAAAUUUAA
Messenger RNA from Erpetoichthys calabaricus (reedfish), 2573 nucleotides. It is a transcript of the gene dhx40, whose product is annotated as DEAH (Asp-Glu-Ala-His) box polypeptide 40. The record is from RefSeq and is a predicted model, not a curated record. Gene Ontology annotation, molecular function: ATP binding; RNA binding. Lineage: Eukaryota; Metazoa; Chordata; Cladistia; Polypteriformes; Polypteridae. Bases 136 to 2382 code for a protein of 748 amino acids. Gene Ontology annotation, cellular component: intracellular anatomical structure. The transcript has 18 exons.